GCGGAGGGCGGGGGCUUUAGGGAGGGGAGCCUAACCUCCCUGGGCAGGAGCAGUGACCACAGCUCCCCCCAACGUCCCUACUGAAGGCAGGUGGGAGGAGGCCGAUUUAAAAGGCAGACGGGCCUCUGGCCAAAGCAUUCAGCUCUGCCGCCAGCUACCAGGCGCUGCUACCCCGGGGGCUCUAAGAGUAUCCGACUUCCGGACCCGCUCAGGACGGAUGCCAUGUGAGCCCAGCUUGGCGCACCUCCAGCCGGCCUUCCUUCCUUUCCUCCUCCUGCCCGUGUGUGCCUGUAUAGCCUCUCCAGAGAGGGACACUUAGCACCAUGUCUCUCCUCAACCCUGUCCUGCUGUCCCCCAAGGUGAAGGCUUAUCUGAGCCAAGGGGAGCGCUUCAUCAAAUGGGACGAUGAAACUACAAUAGCCUCCCCAGUUAUCCUCCGUGUGGAUCCCAAGGGUUACUACUUAUAUUGGACAUAUCAGAGUAAGGAGAUGGAGUUUCUGGAUAUCACCAGCAUCAGGGAUACCCGCUUUGGGAAGUUUGCCAAGAUACCCAAGAGCCAGAAGCUCCGGGACGUCUUCAACAUGGACUUCCCCGACAACAACUUUCUCCUCAAGACACUCACUGUGGUGUCUGGCCCUGACAUGGUAGACCUCACCUUCCACAACUUCGUCUCCUAUAAGGAGAAUGUGGGCAAGAGCUGGGCCGAAGAUGUGCUGGCCCUUGCCAAGCACCCACUGACGGCCAAUGCCUCCCGUAGCACCUUCUUGGACAAAAUCCUCGUGAAGCUCAAGAUGCAGCUCAAUCCGGAAGGGAAGAUUCCUGUGAAAAAUUUUUUCCAGAUGUUUCCUGCUGACCGCAAGCGGGUGGAAGCUGCCCUCAGUGCUUGCCACCUCCCAAAAGGCAAGAACGAUGCCAUCAAUCCUGAGGACUUCCCAGAAUCCGUCUACAAGAGUUUCCUCAUGAGCCUCUGUCCUCGGCCAGAAAUAGAUGAGAUCUUCACUUCCUACCAUGCCAAGGCCAAACCUUACAUGACCAAAGAACACCUGACCAAGUUCAUCAACCAGAAACAGAGGGACCCCCGUCUCAACUCUCUGCUGUUUCCGCUGGCGCGGCCUGACCAGGUGCAGGGCCUCAUUGACAAGUAUGAGCCCAGUGGCAUCAACGUGCAGAGGGGCCAGCUCUCCCCCGAGGGCAUGGUGUGGUUUCUCUGCGGGCCUGAGAACAGCGUGCUGGCCCAGGACAAGCUGCUUCUCCACCAGGACAUGACGCAGCCCCUCAACCAUUACUUCAUCAACUCCUCACACAACACUUACCUGACAGCCGGCCAGUUCUCUGGCCUGUCGUCGGCUGAGAUGUACCGCCAGGUGCUGCUGGCCGGCUGCCGCUGCGUGGAGCUGGACUGCUGGAAGGGCAAGCUCCCUGAUGAGGAGCCCAUUAUCACCCAUGGCUUCACCAUGACCACAGACAUCUACUUCAAGGAAGCAAUUGAAGCCAUUGCAGAAAGUGCCUUUAAGACCUCCCCCUAUCCUGUCAUCCUGUCAUUUGAAAACCAUGUGGACUCACCCCGCCAACAGGCCAAGAUGGCUGAAUACUGCCGGAUGACGUUUGGGGAGAUGCUGCUCACAGAGCCCUUGGAAAAGUUCCCAUUGAAACCAGGCAUCCCCCUGCCCAGCCCUGAGGAUCUCCGAGGCAAGAUCCUCAUCAAGAACAAAAAGAACCAGUUUUCUGUCCCAGCAACCCCCAGCAAGGAGCCGGGUGGGGGUGCUGAGAACAGCUGCCCACCCAGUGCCUCUGUGGGAGAGGACCCAGUGUGGGCUGGUGAGGACGGGGCACAGCCGGAGGAGGAAGAGGUGGAAGAGGAGGAGGAGGAGUCGGGAAACUUGGAUGAGGAGGAGCUCAAGAAGAUGCAGUCGGAUGAGGGCACAGCAGGCCUAGAGGUGACAGCUUACGAGGAGAUGUCCAGCCUAGUGAAUUACAUCCAGCCCACCAAGUUCAUCUCCUUUGAGUUCUCUGCCCAGAAAAACAGAAGCUAUGUCAUCUCGUCCUUCACAGAGCUCAAGGCCUAUGACCUGCUCUCCAAGGCCUCAGUGCAGUUCGUGGACUACAACAAGCGCCAGAUGAGCCGCAUUUACCCGAAGGGCACACGCAUGGACUCCUCCAACUAUAUGCCCCAGAUGUUCUGGAACGCCGGUUGCCAGAUGGUGGCCCUCAACUUCCAGACAAUGGACCUGCCCAUGCAGCAGAACAUGGCGUUGUUUGAGUUCAACGGGCAGAGUGGCUACCUCCUCAAGCAUGAGUUCAUGCGGCGGCCGGACAAGCAGUUCAACCCCUUCUCAGUGGACCGCAUCGACGUGGUGGUGGCCACCACCCUUUCCAUCACGGUCAUCUCUGGACAGUUCCUGUCGGAUCGCAGUGUGCGCACAUAUGUGGAAGUGGAACUCUUUGGCCUUCCCGGGGACCCCAAGAGGCGCUAUCGCACCAAGCUGUCACCCAGUGCCAACUCCAUCAAUCCUGUCUGGAAGGAGGAGCCUUUUGUCUUUGAGAAGAUCUUGAUGCCUGAGCUGGCAUCCCUCAGGGUGGCUGUACUGGAGGAAGGCAACAAAUUUCUUGGACACCGCAUCAUCCCCAUUAAUGCCCUGAAUUCUGGCUACCACCAUCUGUGCCUGCAUAGCGAAAGCAACUUGCCCCUUACCAUGCCCGCCCUUUUUGUCUUCCUGGAGUUGAAGGACUAUGUACCUGACACCUGGGCAGAUCUCACCGUGGCUCUGGCCAAUCCCAUCAAGUUCUUCAGUGCCCAUGACAAGAAGUCUGUGAAGCUCAAGGAAGCCAUGGAAGGUCUGCCUGAGAAACCCUUCCCACUUGGGAGUCCAGUUGUCCGCCCAGUCAACGGGGCGUUGGCCCCAACGAGCAAUGGGUCUGCAGCAGCUGGGGCCAGGGCCAAGGAGGAGGCUAUGAAAGAAGCUACGGAGCCCCAGACCGCCAGCCCGGAGGAGCUGCGGGAGCUGAAGGGCGUCGUGAAGCUGCAGCGGCGGCACGAGAAGGAGCUGCGGGACCUGGAGCGGCGCGGCGCGCGGCGCUGGGAGGAGCUGCUGCAGAGGGGCGCAGCGGAGCUGGCCGGGCUGGGGCCGCCGGGCGCGGGGGGGUGCGGGGGCCGCCGGCUCGGCCCCGGCAAGGGCUCUCGCAAGAAGAGGACCCUGCAGUGCGAGGAGGCCGCCGGGGCCGCGCCGGGCGAGGGCCGCGAGGGCCCCGAGGGCGCGGACGCGCGUGCACGCGAGCUGCAGGACCGGCUGGAGCUGGAGCUGCUGCAGCAGGGUGAGGAGCGGUACGAGUGCAUCCUGAAGCGCAAAGCGCAGCACGUGGCUGAGCAAAUCGCCAAGAUGAUGGAGCUGGCCAGAGAGAAGCAGGCGGCAGAGCUGAAGACCCUCAAGGAGACCUUGGAGACUGACACCAAAGAGAUGAAAAAAAAGCUGGAGGCCAAGAGGCUGGAGCGGAUUCAGGCCAUGAUCAAAGUCACCCCUGACAAGAUGGCUCAGGAAAGACUGAAGAGAGAGAUUAACAACUCUCACAUCCAGGAGGUGGUGCAAGUCAUUAAGCAGAUGACAGAGAACCUGGAGAAGCACCAGGAGAAGCUGGAGGAGAAGCAGGCAGCCUGCCUGGAACAGAUCCGGGAGAUGGAAAAGCAGUUCCAGCAGGAGGUGCUGGCAGAGUACGAAGUCCGGAUGAAGGGCCUGGAGGCUGAGGUGAAGGAGUCAGUGAAGGCCUGCCUCAGGAACUGCUUACCCUCUGAGGCCAAGGACAAGCCUGAGAGGCCUUAUGAGGCCUUCAGGGAGCUGUGUGACCAGGACCCACUCACAGCAAAGGCAGGCGCCGAGGAGAGCCACCUCUGAUGCCCCUAUCCCACAGGGACAUUCUGUAAGGACAUUCACUCUUCUCUCGGAUGGGGUUCCAUUCCCCCAGGAGGAAAGGCCCAUUCUAAGGCUGUGGGAAGCUGGGGCUCUUUUGGACUCUGGAGUCCCUUCCUCAACAACCAGGCUAGAGGAGGAGGCAAGAAACAGGUACCAUCAGGGCAGGGGCCCAUCUGAGGUUUCAAGGUCCUUUCCGAUCUGACUUCCUACUCCUCAUUCUUCUUCUCUGCCUCUGAGUAAGUGUCUCACAUUUGUUGAGGGCAAAAGGAUAUGGACUGAGAGGCAGGAAAUGGGGUCCUGGCCCCACUCUCCUUUCCCUAGUGUGUUACCAGUGGCGCCCCACUCUGGACUCUGUGUCCUUUCCUGGAGGGUUAGGCCUAGCUGUCUGGAGCCUCCAUUCUAGCCCCUCUAGGUCAAGCAGGACCAAACUCCAAACCCUUCUGCUGUAAGCCCCUUCUCAGACCUGUCCUAAGUCGGCCACCUUGUCAGUUCCCUGAUACAGAGCCUGUCCAAGCUCCCUGGGGACAGCUGCUUCCAGUAUCCUGGGCUGAGGUCCC
Molecule: messenger RNA, 4462 nt
Organism: Enhydra lutris kenyoni (northern sea otter)
Lineage: Eukaryota; Metazoa; Chordata; Mammalia; Carnivora; Mustelidae
Product: phospholipase C beta 2
Exons: 32
Coding region: 324-3887 (1187 amino acids)
Biological process (GO): phosphatidylinositol-mediated signaling; lipid catabolic process
Molecular function (GO): phosphatidylinositol-4,5-bisphosphate phospholipase C activity; calcium ion binding
Source: RefSeq, a predicted model, not a curated record